Saxophila tyrrhenica is the source of this 1248-nucleotide messenger RNA. RefSeq lists its product as uncharacterized. The transcript has a single exon. The coding region runs from base 1 to 1248 and encodes 415 amino acids. Gene Ontology annotation, cellular component: cytoplasm. The record is from RefSeq and is a predicted model, not a curated record. Gene Ontology annotation, molecular function: pyridoxal phosphate binding; L-kynurenine:2-oxoglutarate transaminase activity. Lineage: Eukaryota; Fungi; Ascomycota; Dothideomycetes; Mycosphaerellales; Extremaceae. Gene Ontology annotation, biological process: biosynthetic process.
AUGGCUGGACGACGCACCACCAGAGUGCAAUCGCUGGCUGGGAUCGGUGUUGAUCGCAUGGGCGCACUGGCAGCUGAGAAGGAAGCUUCGUCGGUCACGGCUUCAUCAAACAUUGGAGAGCGGCACUUUAAACCGCUCAGGAUGGAAAACCUGGACACCGACGUUCCUCCCAGCCCCGUCGCCCUCGAAGCUACCACCAAGGCUAUAUCAAGCAAAGAAGACAACAGCUAUCUACCAUUUAUUGGCCAGCUUGGCCUUCGUAACGCUGCGGCAGCUCAUGUGUCUCGCAUGACGGGAGACGUUGCGCAGUACUCCGGCGAGGAGAACUGCGUGAUCACAGCUGGUGGACUCUCGGGAGUUCUCAACACGCUGUUUGCUAUUGUCGAGCCUGGAGAAGGUGUUCUCCUGACGGAUCCGACGUAUGUUGGACUCAUCAAUCGAGUGAAACUGGCCGGAGCGAUUCCAAUUCUCUUCCCAUUGGAGUUCCGUGCCGGCGACUUCUGGAGGUUUCCACGCAAGAAGCUGCAGCAGUUCAUCGAGUCCUCGCAGGACAAGUAUGGCAUACGGACCACAGCCUUGCUGUUAAGCUCACCUGCGCUGCCAUCUGGGGUGUAUUUGGAUGAAGAGGAUUGGCGAGCUGUGGCAGAUGUCUGCAUCUCCCACGAUAUCUUACUCCUCUACGAUGCUGCGUUCGAACGACUCUUGUUCGACAAUCGGCCAGUCGUGCAUCCUGCUUCGAUUCCAGGGAUGGACCAACGGACCAUUACCGUCGGAAGCGCAUCGAAGGAGCUCCGUCUGAUCGGAUGGCGCGUGGGUUGGGUCGUUGGACCAAAGUGGGUGAUGUCUGAUAUUCAGCUCGUCGGAAUGGCAAACGUAGUUGUUCCAGUUGGGAUCGCUCAGAAAGCUGCACAAGCGGCCCUAGAAGACUCUGAGAAGGAUUGCCUUGAGUUCAGCAGGGAGCUCCAAGCCAGACGGGAUCUCUUGAUGGAGGAGCUGAAAGGUCUCCCAGUGGGCAUUCCAGCUGGGGGUUGGUCUUUCGUUCUUCGAGUCGAAGAUGGAAGAGGAGCAUCAAGUGCUUUGAUGGAAGAAGGGAUAUAUGUUACUCCGAUGAAUGGUUGGGGAGAAGUUCACGGAGAGAAAUUCGUUAGAUUCAUCUUCUCCAACGAGCCGUGUCAUCGAUUGAAGGGUAUUGGAAUGAAGGUGCGAGCUGCGCUUAAGUACCUUCAAGUCGAGCCAAAAGCUGUCUGA